Molecule: messenger RNA, 768 nt
Organism: Marmota flaviventris (yellow-bellied marmot)
Lineage: Eukaryota; Metazoa; Chordata; Mammalia; Rodentia; Sciuridae
Gene: Klk4
Product: kallikrein related peptidase 4
Biological process (GO): proteolysis; amelogenesis; extracellular matrix disassembly
Cellular component (GO): secretory granule
Molecular function (GO): serine-type endopeptidase activity
Source: RefSeq, a predicted model, not a curated record
AUGAUGGUCACAGCAGGAAGUCCUUGGGGCUGGUUCCUGGGGUACCUCCUCCUUGGGGUCACAGGGUCCCUCGCCUGGAGUGGCGGCAGCCACAUCAUAAACGGCGAGGACUGCAUCCCUCACUCGCAGCCCUGGCAGGCGGCACUGUUCAAGGAAGAUGAGUUUUUCUGCUCGGGAGUCCUCGUGCAUCCCCAGUGGGUGCUGUCAGCCGCGCACUGUUUACAGAACUCCUACACCGUGGGUCUGGGUCUGCACAGUCUUGAGGCCAACCAAGAACCAGGCAGCCGAAUGAUGGAGGUCCUCCUCUCCAUCCAGCACCCCCAGUACAACAAUCCCUUCUUCGCCAACGACCUCAUGCUCAUAAAGUUGAAGGAGUCCGUGUCUGAGUCGGACACCAUUCGGAAGAUCAGCAUCACUUCCCAAUGCCCAACACCUGGGGAUUCCUGCCUUGUCUCUGGCUGGGGUCUGCUGGAGAAUGGCAGGCUGCCCACGCUGCUCCAGUGCACGAACGUCUCGGUGGUGUCCGAGAAGGUCUGCAGUGAGAUCUACACCUCCCUGUACCACCACAGCAUGUUCUGCGCAGGCGGAGGACAGGACCGGAGGGACUCCUGCAACGGUGACUCUGGGGGCCCCCUGGUCUGCAACAGGUCUCUGCAGGGCCUCGUGUCUUUGGGACAAGCCAAGUGUGGCCAGCCUGGCAUGCCAAGUGUCUACACCAACCUCUGCAAGUUCACUGACUGGAUACAGAAAACCAUCCAGGCUAUUUAG